CACAAACAUGUAAACAGAGAAUACUAGCCAAGGCCUACAGUAAAACAUUUCUUAUUUAUUUUGCUGUCAGUGUAAAGCUAGAUAUCGGGAGGAAGAACAUUCCAAUGAAUAAAAUCGACUUGAGAUGGGAGCAAGCGCCUCAAUAUCUCUCUGUAGCGACUCGUCUGCUGUGAGAAUUCAGAAGCACAAUGCGAAGAUCAGCCCUGUGCUGACUGUUCCAGGCCCUGACACCAGUCCUGUCUUUGGGGUAACCCUCGAGAGACUGAGGGAAGAUGGACAGCUUGUUUGUGGAGUGCCCCACAUUCUGCGACACAUGGUGGAUUUCCUGGACAGAAAUGGUGUGCAGCAGAGGGGUCUGUUCCGUCUGUCUGGCUCUGUGGUAAGGACCAGGCAGCUGAGGCUGAAGUGGGACAGGGGAGAGAGAAUGGAUCUUGAGGUGGAGGAGGAUGUCUCAAUUGUGGCCUCCCUGCUCAAGCUCUUCUUCAGGGAGCUGCCCAGUCCCAUCAUACCAGAGCCUCAGCGCAAGGACCUGGUUCUCAGCCUCACAGAAUGUAAGAAUGAGGCAGAGUUGAACGCGGCUCUGAAAGAGAAACUCAGCCGCCUACCUGUCGACAACCACAGAAUCCUGUCUUACAUCCUCCACUUCCUGUCAAGGGUGGCCUCUCACAGCCAAUCAAAUCACAUGCCCGUGGAGAACCUGGCCACAGUCUUUGGACCCUGUAUAUUCCAUGUUCCAUCAGGGCCUAGGAUGCUGGAAGAGCAGAGUGUGUGUAAUGCUCUGUUGCUCCACCUCCUGAGACAUCAUUCGGUUGUCUUUAUCUGUCCCCUGGACCUUCCACACACCCCUCCUAGCCAGGACACCCCAUCACCACCCCCACCCCUCGCAGCCCUGUCCCAUUUUGAGUCCCGGCUGCAGGAGAGACUGGGGGGUCCUCCCAGCACCUCUCGGUCAGAGGAGAGUAACAGUGUGGGAAGGUUUGACGGAGACAGCACCACGUCAGAGACAGGAAGUCUUACUACCAACACACCCAGAAAGGCAUGGACGCCAUCUAACCUGAACAGUCCUGAGACUUUGGACCUUGGCUCACACCUCACCACCCACACACAGCACCUGAUCCCAGACCUGUUGGAGGAUGUUGUGGAUGGAGAGCCUGGCUGUGUUCUCACCUGUUCCGCUUAUCCUGGACCAGUUGGGGAGCCUAGCCAACAGGAGGAGGAGAAUCCUGGACCAGCUGGGGAGCCUAGCCAACAGGAGGAGGAGAAUCCUGGACCAGCUGGGGAGCCUAGCCAACAGGAGGAGGAGGAUCCUGGACCAGCUGGGGAGCCUAGCCAACAGGAGGAGGAUCCUGGACCAGCUGAGGAGCCUAGCCAACAGGAGGAGGAUCCUGGACCAGCUGAGGAGCCUAGCCAACAGGAGGAGGAGAAUCCUGGACCAGCUGGGGAGCCUAGCCAACAGGAGGAGGAUCCUGGACCAGCUGAGGAGCCUAGCCAACAGGAGGAGGAGGAUCCUGGACCAGCUGGGGAGCCUAGCCAACAGGAGGAGGAUCCGGGACCAGCUGAGGAGCCUAGACAACAGGAGGAGAAUCCUGGACCAGUUGGGGAGCCUAGCCAACAGGAGGAGGAGAAUCCUGGACCAGCUGAGGAGCCUAGCCAACAGGAGGAGGAGAAUCCUGGACCAGCUGUGGAGCCUAGCCAACAGGAGGAGGAGGAUCCUGGAUGUCCCAGGGGAAGGACAAGGUCACAACAGGAGGAAGACCCAGCCACCUCCUCCAGCAUAAAGGAGGAAGAGGAUGAAGAAAAGGAGAGGGGCACAACCCCUUUAGCCAUCUGUGGACUCAUGGACCACAGUAAAGAAGACUAUUACCAGGAUCAUGACCCCUCCAGCUCAGAGCGCGUCAGGUGUGUGGCAGUGAGCUGGCAGGCUCAGGACACCCAGAACCAAGACCAGCACAAAGACAGCAUGACCCGAUUCCAGAUGGCCGAUGGAAUAAACCUGUCUGACUCUGAAAAGAGCCCCUCCCUCAAGCAGCAAGCUCUGGAGGCUGAGCUGUGCCCCUCGCCACUCGGAACCCCUCAAGAGGACCUAGAUCACCCCCCUUGUACCAAGGACUACCAGAGCCUAACCCCAUCUCUCCACUCCCUCCCAAAACAGGAACAUGACAUGAUCAGUACCUCACUGACAGAAGCUAGUCCGGUCCAGAGGCCCUCCCUGUCUCUCUCUGAGGGCAGUAGCAGUGAGUGUCUGAUGACCCCUAGUCCCAGUCCUCUCCUCCAGCGCCUUGCGGUGGGUGACUGUCCCGUACCGUCCCCCCGCAGCCACAACCUCAGCUUGGGCCACCGCUUCAACACGGACCCUGAAACGGCCCCCUCCCCACCCUGCUUUCAACACAUCAGGAUGGCUCACUACACAGUGAGGACUGAACCAGCAGAGGGCGCUAACAAGGCCCCAUCGGUCACGACGCUCAACAGACACAUCCAGAACGUGAGGAAGAGGAUCAGACGCUUCGAGGAGCACUUUGAGCAAGAGAGACAGUACAGGCCAGCACACAAUGAUAGGACUGCCCAUCCUGAGCUGUCCAGACUGAUGCGGGACCUCGCCAAGUCUCGAAAGCAGCUCAAAGAGCUGAAGCUGAAACAGUGUGCAGAGGGGCUCAGAGAGCAGCAGAAAGGGGGAAACACAGGGACAUGCAGGUCCACAAGUGAACCCAAGGGGGCGAUGGAACACUACCACAACAGUAACAACAAACCCUCACUGGAGGAGACCGUUGAUAGCCUGAUGAAGAGACUGAUGGAGAAACGAGAGGAGGAGGGACUGCCAGAUAACAUCAAGGAGAUGACUCCAGCUCAGAUGGCUGUGGAGAAGGUCUCCCUGCAGAAGUGUCUGCUCUACUUUGAGAGCCUGUAUGGGCGACCGAGCACCAGACAGGAGAAGACUCUGAUGAAGCCUUUCUAUGAUCGCUACCGCCAGGUCAAACAGCAGCUCCUGUGUUCACCCACCACCAUCCCUGUCAUCACCACCAUAGAGGAAGAGGAGGGUUCUGAUGAAGAGUGUGUGAAGGACAGCACCUGGCUACCUCAUACAGCGCUGCGUUGUGUGUCUUCAGAUGAGUCACUGCGUCUGCCGCAUAGUGAAGUGGCCAAUAUGCCCCUGGUGUCACCUCUGGAGGAGAUCAAAGGUCUACAGCCGCCCAGUGUCACCACGGCAACACUGCACGAGGCAUCAAGGUCAGAGUUACUGGAGCAGCUGAGGGUGACGCGAGCUGAGAAGAAGAGACUCCGUUCAGCUCUCCGAGUCUUUGAGGACCACUUCUACACACAGACCGGCCGGGCUGCCCAGAAAGAGGACCGUGGGCCCAUGGCAGAGGAGUACUGCGAGUACAAGAACUUAAAAGCUAAACUCCGUUUGCUGGAAGUCCUGCUCAGUAAACGGGAUACUCCGAAGACAGUUUGAGCCUCCUUCACAGUGGGACUUUUAUUUUGAAACAGUUUUUUUUGCUCACUUUAUUGGAUACAUUUUUUUCCAGAACAAAUUUCAAAGUGAGAUACCG
Salmo salar (Atlantic salmon) is the source of this 3548-nucleotide messenger RNA. NCBI's taxonomy places the organism in Eukaryota, Metazoa, Chordata, Actinopteri, Salmoniformes, Salmonidae. The record is from RefSeq and is a predicted model, not a curated record.